This is a messenger RNA of Ipomoea nil (Japanese morning glory), 1103 nucleotides long. RefSeq names its product PLASMODESMATA CALLOSE-BINDING PROTEIN 3-like. Bases 241 to 840 code for a protein of 199 amino acids. Lineage: Eukaryota; Viridiplantae; Streptophyta; Magnoliopsida; Solanales; Convolvulaceae. The transcript has 5 exons. The record is from RefSeq and is a predicted model, not a curated record.
CAGAGCAGCCUGUUACCAUCCUCCACCAUUACACAACACAUACAUACACCUUUGCCCUUUGUAUUUUCUGCCUGAAAGAUCCAUCACUUCCCAAACACACCCCCCUCUCUUUCUCACUCCCCACUACUAUACAUCUUCUGCUUAGCAGCCUUUUUAUCACCAUUUCUGAGCACCCAUUCUAAACACUUCCUAAACAGCCCACACAGCCACCUUGUGUUGUCCUCUCAGCUCACUACUGUCAUGGCUUCCUUGGUGUUUGCACUGCUCCUUCUGGCCAUGGCUGGUCAUUCAAGUGGAAGUGCAACAUGGUGUGUUUGCAAGGAAGGAAUGGGGGAUUCAGCAUUGCAGAAGACACUGGACUAUGCCUGUGGAGCAGGGGCAGACUGCAACCCCAUUAAACCAAAUGGGCAAUGCUACAACCCCAACACAGUGAGAGCUCACUGCAACUAUGCAGUCAACAGCUAUUUCCAGAAAAGGGGCCAAGCUGCUGGGGCAUGUGACUUUGCCAGCACUGCCACUGUGGCCACCUCUGACCCUAGUGUGACUGGCUGUGUUUAUCCUUCUAGUGCAAGUGGUGGUGGUGGUGGUGGCGGCGGCAGCAGCACAACAACAACCAGUCCCACUACUAACACCGGACUGCCAUCCACCGGCUCCCCGAUCGUCACAACUCCCAACGGCGGUUCUCUUGGCGGCAGUGGCGUCGGAAUCAACAACGGCUUAGGUCCAUCGGGUAACGGCAUGAACGACAUGAGCCACGGUGGGAUUUCUCAACAAGGGACCCUCCCCUUCAUCACCCUCAUAUCCUAUGCUGUAGCAUCAUGCUAUUGGUGGCUCCAAUAAUAACUAUAUUAUGAAUUAUAUUGCUGAUGGGAAUGAAUGAUGAAUGGAUGUGAUGAGCGGCUACUACUAUCUAUCACUAUCAGGUGUGCAAGGAGUAUCAUAUCUUUGGACAGCCCUGCUUCUUCUUCUUUUUAAUUUUUAUUUUAAUUUGUAUAUUAGUACUUUGGAGCUGAGAACGUUAAUCAUAUAUUAGUAAUGUUGUCGGAUGUAUCUUUUGUGUUCUGUAACUCUUUAAAUACUACUAGGAGGAUAAAAAUGAUGUC